CGGACUUACUUUACUCUCUGUGUGUGGGUGUGAAGACCCUGAAGACAACUUUCUUUUUAAAAACAACAUAAAACAUGAAUAAACUUGCGAAGGCCCUGUAUGACAACACUGCAGAGUGUGCAGAUGAGCUGGCCUUCAGGAAGGGAGAUAUCGUCACAGUGAUGCAUCAAAAUGUGGCUGGCACCAGCGGAUGGUGGAUGUGUUCUUUGUAUGGGCGGCAAGGCCUGGCCCCUGCAAACAGACUGCAGCUCUUACCACAAACUGUUACCACUGCAGCCUCCUUAAGCCACGUCACAGAAAAACACAAAUUAACUGAUGCUAAAGGUGAUGACAAUGUGCAGAAUAUCUACCAGAUCCCGAGUGUCCCCCGACCCUCCAGCAGCCCUGCUUAUGAACGUAUGGACAUGAUCUACAAGGUCCCGUCUACUCCUUCAUCAGCUUCAAAGAGCCCAAUCCCAUCAGCACUUAGGCACAGCACAGAAGGACCUGAGGGAAACAAGCCUUCACUCUUCAGCACAGCGUCCAGUCUUAAUGGGGAUGUUUAUGAUGUACCAAGCCAAGCAAGAAGAGCCUCUCUUUUCGAUGCAUCAACAACUCCAAGGCAUACAGGCCGAAAACACUCACUGAUUCCAUUUUCGGAGCUGGAGAAGAGAUUUGAUUCUCCUGGGAGUUUUAGGUGUAGCGAUCCAGGAGACUCUUAUGUGUAUGCAGUUCCACCACCUGUGCAUCAGGACCCAAACUAUGAUAUCCCUAUUCCUUCAGCCACAGAGGCCCAACAGAUAAUGGUCAGUGGAUACAGCACCCUUCCUAACCCCUGCAAGUCUGAAUGGAUCUACGAUGUUCCAGUGAGUUCAGAGAAACAAAAAAGUACGCCCCAAGGCAUCUGCAACACUGUGACCUCCAAUGCCAGCAUGCAGCUCUAUGACACUCUUCCAUCAUCUGCUCGGCCAAUUCAAAGAGGCAGUCCAAUUCCCUCGCUUUAUGAUAUACCAAAACCCUGUUCUCUUGACAUUCAAAGUCCGCCCAAAGUCCUGCCAAGGAUCCCAAUUUAUGACAAGCCCCCAACUCAAAAGCCUACAGAGGAGUCAGUAUAUGCUGUUCCACCCAAAGAGGAACAGCCCUCCCGAGUUCACAGUGACCCCCUUGGUGAACAUAUACCUCUAGAGUGCAGGGGUGACUCAAGCAAUGCUCAUGAACUCCCAAGGGUGCGUCUGCUUAGGAUGAGGAACUUCCUGUCCUGUACUACUUUCCGUGACCUUCCAGGGAUCGGUGAGUCGCUGGUGCAGGAGGAUAACGAGCGAGGCAGAACCCAGCGCCUCUCUGCAGGAAACAGUCAAAGAAUCAGCACAGCCUCCAGCUCCUCCACCAGCUCCUGUGACUCUCUGGCUCUGAGCUCAUCUUCUCCUGAGCCUCUGCGAGAAGUGACACUCAGCCAGGAUGAGGCUUGUCGCAGUCUUCUACACCUGCAGGAGGCUAUUUGCAGGGCUGUACCCAAGCUCAUGGAAUACGUAAGCAGUCGCUGGAGGACCAAAGAACAUCUGGAGAAACAUCUAGAGCAGAUCAAAGAAGCAUCAGAGGGGAUUGCAUGUUCUGUGACAAGCUUUCUAAACUUUGCUCUGGACGUUAAGGGCAAUGCCCGACGUUUGACUGAUGCUAACCUUCAGACCAGACUCUAUAAACAGCUAUCCAUUGUAGAGGACUCAGGUGUUAUCCUACAACAAACAGUCAGUGCUCUGAACAUGGCUGGCUGGCCCCUCAACACACUAUGUCAGGACCCUGGGCAGGUGCAGACACCUGACCAACUGGAGCGCUUUGUUAUGGUGGCCCGCACUGUGCCAGAGGAUGUCAAGCGCCUGGUGUCCAUCAUCAAUGCCAAUGGCAAGCUUCUGUUCAGAGCUCCUCAGAAAGAUCCAGAUCCUCCUCUUAACACCACGGGUCAGGAAGACCCAAAGAAAAUUCCAGACGGGAAUCAACAGGGAGGGGACAUGGUGGAGGACGACAACGAUUAUGUAGAGCUACAGACAAAAAGUGAUAUCGAAAAGCAGGAAAAGGAAGUACGGAAGGAACCAAAAGAGAAUGUCACCCCCUCCUCAAACAAGGCACAGGCCGAUAACAAGCGUCAUUCCUCUGAGUCUUGCGGUGGCCCAGAAGAACAUCGACCAGUUUCCCAGACUGAGUACUGCCGACUUUACUUUGGCGCUCUCCAUAAGGCCAUUGGGGGAUUUGUAAGCAGCCUUCAGGAUGGACAGCCACCUGAAAAAUUCAUCUCACAAAGUAAGCUGGUGAUCAUGGUUGGCCAGAGACUGGUGGACACACUGUGCAGGGAGGCCCAGCGUGGAGGGUCCAGUCAGAGCCUUCUGUGUAAAAGCAACCAUCUGUGUGCUCUCCUGAAGCAGCUGGCGGUGGCCACCAAGAAGGCUGCACUGCACUUCCCAGAUAGGCAAGCUCUGCAAGAAGCUGAAGACUUUGCAAAGGAACUGGCCCAAAGAGCACAGCACUUUCGGUUAUCGCUUGAUCUCUGAGAACGCACAUUUCAAGCAUAUUGAGUUGUUUGUACAGCAUAAGACAUUUGUUUAUUCAUCAGACCAUCUGUUUCCUUAUUCAUUAAUUUCAUAUUCAACUACUUUCAAGCUUCACUUGCCAAAAAGGUCAUUGCAUUUCUGAAUGUUGUUAUAAUGAAUGCGGGUGCUGGUUUAAAUGUUGAUAAUGUUAGAAAGCAGAACAAUUCAAAUAUGGAGAUGUAUUUGUACUAAAUAGACUUCAACACAGUGGAGUUUCAAAAUAAAUUGCACAUUUAGAAUACUGUACUCAAGCAAUUUAAAAAAAAUACAAUUUAAGUAUAAACUAUAAAAUAAAUGUGUUUUAUAUAAUUUACAACAAUUUUAUACUUUCUGAAUAUUGUUAUGUGUUAUGUGAAUGUUUUAUGUAUUUUAUCACUUUAUUGUGUAAGAGGUAUACUCUCCAGGGUAGCAGUUUGACACGGACUACUUUUUGUGAAUAUCUAUGUAAAUAUUCUAAAAAAUGUGUUAUGCAUUCCCAAGCUUUUCUGGAUAAAAGACUGAAUACAACACAUGUUGGAUGUUCAUUGAUAUAAAAAUUAAAAACUUA
This is a messenger RNA of Scomber japonicus (chub mackerel), 3108 nucleotides long. It is a transcript of the gene cass4, whose product is annotated as Cas scaffold protein family member 4. Lineage: Eukaryota; Metazoa; Chordata; Actinopteri; Scombriformes; Scombridae. Gene Ontology annotation, biological process: cell migration; cell surface receptor protein tyrosine kinase signaling pathway. The transcript is spliced from 7 exons. Gene Ontology annotation, molecular function: protein binding. The record is from RefSeq and is a predicted model, not a curated record. Gene Ontology annotation, cellular component: plasma membrane; cytoplasm. Bases 75 to 2522 code for a protein of 815 amino acids.